Coniophora puteana RWD-64-598 SS2 is the source of this 1296-nucleotide messenger RNA. RefSeq lists its product as uncharacterized. Bases 1 to 1296 code for a protein of 431 amino acids. The record is from RefSeq and is a predicted model, not a curated record. NCBI's taxonomy places the organism in Eukaryota, Fungi, Basidiomycota, Agaricomycetes, Boletales, Coniophoraceae. The transcript is spliced from 9 exons.
AUGGCGGACGCACACUUUGUGCGAUUCGCCAUCCAGUGGGCCAGUCUCGCCCUGCUGUACUAUGACUACAUCCUCACCUUCCCACUCGAGCUCAAGCACAUCUGGCACAGCCGGUUUCGCUUCUCCACUAUUCUCUACAUAUGCUGCCGCUAUGCGCUCCUCGCAAAUGUGCUCUAUCUCCUUGCAAUAGCAAGCAUCAUCAACAACUGUGAUGGGUGGUACAAGGUCAUUGGAUUCCUGAGCGUCGCAGGGAGAGCUUCCGUCUUGACUAUCUUUGUCGGUCGAACAUGGGCCGUUUGGGGUAGAAACAAUAUUAUUGGGGCGUCGCUGAGCUUGAUUGGGCUGGCUUGCGUCGUUUUAGACCUGUGGCAUGCUUCGAGCGAACAGUGUGCGGGAGCACCAAGUAAAACUGAUCAAAUAGUUGGCGACCUCCUCUCCGUUUUCGUCGUUGUGUUUGAAUGCCUCGCAACAGCGCUCACCGCUUGGCGCUGCAUCAAGGCACUCCGCAUGCAUCCACACAGCGAGCGCCGCCUCAAGGGCAACAUCAUGUUCUUCAUGUUCCGCGAGGGCAUGAUCUACUUUGGCCUCGUGUUUGGGUUCACAUUUACGGCUGUGAUCCUCAACUUUCCAAACGACUUCUUCGGACGCCUACUCAACGCGCUCACUCUCCCCGUAUCCGGCCUCAUCUCCGCCCGCCUUCUCCUCGACCUCCGCGAACGGACAGAGCGCCAGCGCGUUAUGAUCUCACAAGACGACACCGCCUGGCACUUCUCAACCUCCUUAUAUAACUCGCCCGACCUCCCCCUCUCUGGCACCACGGCCGGGCCACCAUCGGCCUCCAAUCAGCGUUCCUCCGGCCAUGGCCAUCCGGGCUCGGGCUCUGGGCAUGGGCGCAACCCAGGGCUUGGGUCAUGGCAAGCCGCGCGGCGCGAGGACGUCGAUACGUUCAACGCCGUCGACUUGGAUCCUGAGCUCGAGGAUGACCUCGCGACUCUGGAGUCGUGGGAGGAGGAUGGGUUCGGGUUUGGUGGGGAUCCGGUUAAGGCUGCGCGGACGCUGACGAGGACGGAUACCCGGGUGUCGUCGGCGGGGAGAGAGGUGGUUCCUAGAGGUGUCGUGGACGUUGAUGAGUCGCCUGGAGGUGAAGACGUGGAAGGCGACCAGGUGUUCGCGGGCGUUGGUGGGCCGGAGGUGUUCGCCAUGCGGAAGCGCGAUGCGAGGACAGUGAACGAGGAGAGAGCUGUAAGUGGGGCUGACGCUGACGCGAGCGCUGCUGGGGCCGGUGGGUUUGUUUGA